AUGUCAAAUCAAUUAGGCUUCAUUGCCCAGCAAGAUGAGCAGCUUGAUGAAAUUUCUGAAAUCGCUAAAAGACUUUACAUUCAAGCUAAUACUAUAAAUCAAGAACUUCAAGAUCAAAACGUCAUGCUGAGAAAGCUCGAUAGUGAAGUUGAUGACAAUAUUGAAAAAAUGAACUUCGUCAUGAAAAAACUUGCGAAAUUGAUGAAAACCAACGAUAGCAAGACUUUAUGCACAAUUAUGAUUCUUAUGGUGGUUUUGGUUGUCUUAUUUGUAUUGGUCUUUUACACUUAG
Messenger RNA from Blepharisma stoltei, 291 nucleotides. NCBI's taxonomy places the organism in Eukaryota, Ciliophora, Heterotrichea, Heterotrichida, Blepharismidae. The record is from the annotation of a GenBank genome assembly.